AUGUCCGACCCAGCCACAUGUUGCGAAGCCUCGGUCAAAGCAUAUCUACAAGAUCUCACAAUGAAGUGCAUGUCAGCUCUCAACAAUCGCAACUUCGACCCAGACGCUCCACCUUGGAGGAAUCACCUUGCAGACCACUUCGAAGCGACAGCCAACGGCACCACAGUUGUCAGAACGAAGCUCCAAGCGCUCGAGAACUUCGCAUGCAUUGCGAGACAGUUCCCAGAGUACAUGAACGAAGUCGAGAGGAUCAAUGUAGUGAUCCAGAGGCAUCUGGCGUGGUCCAGAAGUACCAAGACAAGGAGUGCGAAGGUGUUCGUGAAUGCUCAUACGGAGGGAAGACCGAACGCGAGGAAGUAUGUCAACGUCUAUGAGUUCAGGUUCAUUGAUGGGAUCUGGGUGGCUGUCAAGGAGAAUCUCAUCGCUGGGAUUGGAGGCGCUGAGACCUUGGUAGGAAUGUGA
Messenger RNA from Fulvia fulva, 462 nucleotides. RefSeq lists its product as uncharacterized. The record is from RefSeq and is a predicted model, not a curated record. Lineage: Eukaryota; Fungi; Ascomycota; Dothideomycetes; Mycosphaerellales; Mycosphaerellaceae. The transcript has a single exon. Bases 1 to 462 code for a protein of 153 amino acids.